This is a messenger RNA of Anopheles cruzii, 3367 nucleotides long. Its product is annotated as androgen-induced gene 1 protein-like. The coding region runs from base 759 to 1526 and encodes 255 amino acids. The record is from RefSeq and is a predicted model, not a curated record. Gene Ontology annotation, cellular component: membrane; endomembrane system. Lineage: Eukaryota; Metazoa; Arthropoda; Insecta; Diptera; Culicidae. The transcript is spliced from 3 exons.
UAAUACUUCUUCACCGAAGACACGCCGUCAGCAGACACGUACCCAAGUGCCCGACCUUCACUACCCCACCAGGGUUUGCCACGGGAUAGACGCUUCUCCAGACAUCUGAUUGUUGUCCCGCCAAAGUGUCCUUGUUGCUGCGCUUCCGAGACCAAUUAAUCCGAACGGCUAGGCCCGCCUGUCCUUGGCAUCAGCGGAAGCUGCAACUGUUUGUCGUUUCGGUUGCCCUUCACACUCGCGACCCUUGACACUCGGGUGGGCGAACCGAGGAAGAUGUCCUUCCGCUCCUUCGUAGCCUAGUGCGGCUGUGUGCGGGCGUGUGUGUGAGCGUGUGUGUGUGUCUGGGGGAACGGCUUCCGCGCAGACGUUUCCUUUCCGUACCAUAACCCGCAAGAAAACCACGUAGCCACUGCGGACGAACAGUGUUGCAGUGAGGAAUUACAUUGUUUACCAAGCAACGAUCCCACUUGCCCCUCAUACGAGGCGAACUUUCCACGAAAAAGAACAGGACUUCCAAGGCUAGUUAGAUUGUAUCCUUCGUCUACUGCUCUAUAUGUUUACCGACCAUCGGCCCCAUUUCGAGUCAAGUGUGCCUUUGUGCGACGCUCCAGCAGCGGAAGUGAGAAGCAGAAGUGAAUCAUCAUAGAUAAGGCGUGUGUUAACAGCGCAAACAGCGGAAAAGCAAUUUCGUCCGGCUAGUGUCCUUUUCUCAAACGCUCCGCUUUAAUAGUGUGCUGUGCGUAGUCAGUUCCAUCAUCAUGUCUAGUGUGCAACUGUACAAGCUGCCGGCGUUUGUCAUCACCUGGCACCUGAUUGCGUUCGGCCAGUACUGUUACGCGAUCUACUUCGAUCGAUUUUUCAUUCACAUCCCGGAUGAUCUGGCCGUGCCGAAGAUGAUGCGACCGACGGAGUACGGUGGUCGCUCCAAGUUUCUUACCUACUGGUGUUUGAUUCUGCAGGCAAUUUACUUCACAAUAUGUCUACUGAACGAUUUCAUCGGUACGAACGAGGUGGCCCCUAAGCGGAUGCCACUGAUCCGGAAGGUGAAGGAUUACACUCUGGCUGCGUUCGCUUUCCCCGUGGCGCUGAAUGUAGGCGUUACCUUCUGGACCCUGAUGGCAAUCGACCGUGAGCUAGUCUUCCCCAAAGCGCUCGAUGCUGUUUUCCCCGGUUGGCUCAACCACGUAAUGCACACAAAUAUUGUGAUCUUCAUCAUCUUGGAAAUCUGCACCAGCUUCCGGCAGUACCCUUCGCGUCGGGCCGGCCUAACUGGACUGGGUAUCUUUAUGUCCGCAUACCUCGGCUGGCUUCACGUUAUUCGACAUUUUGGUGGUAUCUGGGUGUAUCCGGUGCUGGAGGUACUGAACUUUCCCCAACGUUUGGUGUUUUUCGCCGUAAGUCUCGUGUUCUGCGUCGGACUGUAUCUACUUGGGGAGUUCUUCAACAAUUUAAUCUGGACAAAGGAACUGAAACAAUUGAAGGCACAGGCAGGAUCGGCGGCGGGUACGAGUAAGAAAUCCAAAUAGGCAGCUUAUCUAGUGUUUGUUUUAUUUUGCGUGAUCAUUUUUCAAUGGUCCAUAGUUCAAUAUUGAGCCCAGGGAAAAUGCAUGAAGAAAACGGGCCAAGGCAUCUGGACCUCGCCUCAUGAGCCUCGGUUGAUAAAUCAAACAUCUCGAAGGCUGCUUUCCGCUCGUCAUGUGGGUCGUUUACCGAGUGUGUGUGCAUUUACAUGUUUGCGGGUGUGAGGCUGAUAUUAACACCCAACUCAAUUUCUUAAAUUAGUGAAUUUGCAUGAGCCGUGAGUUUGGUUCGGCCUCUUUUCAUUCGACUAACUUUGGGCAAUCCGAUCCAAACUAAAAAAUUUUAAAUCUAAAUGAAUUGCAUUCAAACGACAUCCAUCUGUGAACGAAUCUUUUAGAAGAUCAUCUAACAUAACUCAAAAAGAUUGAGCAACUGCAUGCGUUUUACAUUCUUGUGGGCUGGUCUGCUGGCGGAUGGUUUGGAAGGUUUAGUUUAGAUACAAUAUUCUUUUUCUUUCUUGCACUUUCUUCGAGGCCCCUUCAAAUGCAACGUGCAAAUAACUGGCCUGGAGAAAUAUCAAUCGAACACCAAAUGAUGAACGAUGUGUAACGAGCCAAACAUUUUCAGUGCAAAAAAACAAGACCCUUCUACUUACAACUCGAAAGUGGAACCGAAAACGAUGCUCGAACGUAUUUCGAAUAACUUAAGCAUCCAAAAUUAUUUAAUAAAAUCAAUACGGGAAGCAAAAAAGAAAGCAACGUAGAAGCAACGACACAAGUUACGUAGCACAUGGUGGCAAUUUUCCUGAAAAUAUGAACAUUGCCAAGCAUGCCAAAACCGUUUGAUUUAUAAACCGCCUGAUGCGAUAAAUUGUAUUUGAAGUAUACAGUGUAUAUUGAUUGUAUUUGAAGAUGUGCAACAAAACCUUCAAUUAAAUAUAUAAAUAAUAGCAUUUGCCCUUCAAGCGCCUGAUGCGCGCUGUUUUCGUAUUGAUCGGCGGAUCGACACUUUUACACCAAUUAGGCACUCGUAGCAACUUUGCUGUGUAUUAAUAUUGGCAUCCCUUGUGGAAUCAGUCAUUUGGUGGUGUAAGGAGGGUAUUUUCCAGAGGCAGAGCUGGAACAAUUUUUAUCGUAUUUAGAUGUGAUUGAAUUUUGUCCGUUUCAUCGUCUCAUCCAGUGUAAUUCUAUAGCAGAAGUAGCCGGGAAAAGCACCAAAAACCACUAGCACACAAGCUAAGCGUAAACUAGGAAAAUGUUCCGCACACCCGCGGCUAGAAAGUGUCCAGGAGUUUUGUGUUUUGGCAAUUUCCAUAGUGUCAGUUUUGGCAAAUAUAUAAUUCUACUACGACAAGAAAUAAACAUAGCUAAUAUAGAUUAUAUUGCAGCAAAGAAAUAGCAUCGGUGAUGGUCGGUACGAAUCAACCGAAUUAACCGAGCACCGUGAACCAACCAAAAUUCAAACCACUAAUGAUAAAAUCAUCAAAACCACACUAAGUCUUGCUUGGUAGAGUAGCGGCUUGCCAGCAGAGAUUGUUGUUCGGUGCUUUCGCCGUUGCGUGUACUCACUUUUCAAAGUAUUGCGUGUGAAUGUAAUUCUAGACGUAAUUUCAAUGCCCCGCAUAAAACCGUAGAUAGUGAAUGGUAAAUAUUCGAUUGAAUAUUGACCACCUACAUAAAGCAUGCCGUCAAUUUUCAGUUCUUGGUGUAACUUGAUGAACGGAAGCGUGUAACGAAUCGCGUGCGUGUGGUGUCCGGUCACCACUCUCUCUACGAGGCGCAUUAGAACCGCUUACAUUUAGUAACGAUAAAAAAACGUGGAAACCCGAACACCGACCUAAAAUGAA